UGCGCCAUUUGUGACAUCGCUUUUCUCUCAGCAGGAAUGACUCUCAAAGACGUCACCCGGUAUUUUAAAAAUGUUAAUCGGUAUUACUUCAAUAAACAACAACACGGCAAGACGUUGUUUUUCUGUAUUUUUUAUUUUGUCGCUGUUAAUGGACGGUGUUUCUUGUAUUGAAUCGGUGUCAGUAAAUGAGGGAGAUUCUGUCACUCUGCACACUUCUCUCACCGACAUACAGAGAGAUGAUUUCAUUGAGUGGAGGUUUGGAGAUCAAUUGGAUCUUAUAGCUAUAAUCAACAGAGCGGCUAAUAAGAUUUUAUUAUAUGAUGCCUCUGAUGGGAGAUUUAAGGGCAGACUGAGUCUAAAUGAUCAGACUGGAGAUCUCACCAUCACCAACAUCAGAUCUGAACACACUGGAGUUUAUCAUCUACAGAUCAUCAGACAGAUGACUACAAACAAGAGAUUCAAUAUUAGUGGUGUGUUUAGUGAUACAGGAGGAGUGAAACAGGUGCCAGUGAUGGAGGGAGAUAUUGUCACUCUACACACUGAUCUCACUCACAUGCAGAAAUAUGACAAGAUAUUGUGGGUUUCUGAACCUGAAAAUACUGUCAUAGCUGAAAUUAAUAGAGUUGACAAUUUCUUCUUUCUAAAUGAUACCGCUGAAAAGAUAACUGUACGCAAACUGCAUUUAGGUCCUCUGCAAGGAGACCUCACCAUCAGAAACAUCGGAGCUGCACAGUCGGGACUUUAUCAAGUUAACAUCAUCAGCAGUACUUAUAGUAUACAGAAGAGAUUUAAUAUUAUUGUCUUUGAUGUACCUAAGCCAUUAUCAGUGAAGGAGGGAGGAUCUGUGACUUUACACACUGAUGUGCAAGGAGAUCAUACAAUAUGGUGGACUUCUGGCACCCACAUAGCUGAAAUAGACAGAAAGGCUCAGAUUAUCUCUAUACAUGAUGAUGUUCUUGACGGCAGAUUCAGAGACCGACUGCAGCUGAGUUUGACUGGAUCUCUUACCAUCACAAAUCUCAGAGGUAGAGAUACUGGACUUUAUCACCUUGAAAUCAGUGACAGCAGACACACCUUACACAAGAUGUUCACUUUGAAUGUUUGUGUCACAGAAGAAAAUGGAUUUUUAUUUGUUGCCUUUGGAAUCUGUUUGGUCCUGGUUAUUUGUGUUGCAAUGUUUUGUUGGUUUUUUAUUCGCUUUUGCCACAAAUCCUCUCGAAAACACACCUUAGUGCCACACUGACAAUCACCACAGGUCAUGCACCAGUGCUCUGGACAACCACUGACAUCCAGUAUACAUUGAGUCGACUACCACAAUCAAAAACAUCUUCAACAACUUUCCUGCUUUGAUUUGUAGCAACUUCUACAGUCUUCAAUCUGGAGUCGGUGUAGUAGACUUCAGUGUAUGUGCAUUAGGGAGACAUUUUAUGUUCCAGCCUGGGUAUGCCUCUCUAGAACACAUCUGAUCAGGCUUUUAAUGCCCUGACCAUUGGUAAAUUUAAAACAUUUGCAAGUUUAUGAUUUGAAUGAAACUGCAAGAGAAAUGUCAAAGCAUGCUAAAAUAUAAUUGAAGAUUUUUCACUAUCGCACCAAAAAGACAUAAUGAGGUAUCUAGAAUAUUGUAAAUAUUGCAAACAAACAAUGUAAUGUAAACCUUCCUGUAGAUCAUUGGUAAGAACAUUUCAUCAACAACGCAAGGUUGUGGGUUCGAUCCCAGGGGAUUGAAAAUACCUAUGUAAAAUGUAUAGGAUAAAGCAAUGUAAGUCGCUUUGGAUAAAAGCGUCUGCCAAAUGCAUAAAUGUAAAGAAAAUGUAAAUGUAUCUAGAAUAUUGUAAUAUUCUAUUGCAAGCAAAGUUUUUUUAUUUUGCUAAAGCUUUUAGGUAUGUUUCCUUGUUAUAUCUGUAAUGCAUCCUGUCUAUCUUUUUAGUUACUUCCUGUUUGUGCCACGUGUUCCGUAGUUUUCCCCUGGUUGUUUUUCCACCUGUCAAUUACAUUUUCAAAUGUUUUUAGGAGGUAUAAAGCUGGUUACUUGGUCCGUGUACGUUUUAUUCAUUUGAUAUCCUAUAUUAAAUAAAUUAAUGGAAACUGAAA
This is a messenger RNA of Triplophysa dalaica, 2091 nucleotides long. RefSeq lists its product as uncharacterized. The record is from RefSeq and is a predicted model, not a curated record. NCBI's taxonomy places the organism in Eukaryota, Metazoa, Chordata, Actinopteri, Cypriniformes, Nemacheilidae. The coding region runs from base 71 to 1243 and encodes 390 amino acids. The transcript is spliced from 6 exons.